Cooperia oncophora is the source of this 387-nucleotide messenger RNA. NCBI's taxonomy places the organism in Eukaryota, Metazoa, Nematoda, Chromadorea, Rhabditida, Trichostrongylidae. The record is from the annotation of a GenBank genome assembly.
AUGACAUCAAGUCAAGCAAGUAUGAUGUUAGAAUCGAUCCCAAGAGAUCUCUUCGAAAGAAAUAUCGCUAUAGAUAUCCUGAGAACGUUGUUGCCCUGCUGUAGUCACGAUACUCUGGAAAAUUACUAUUUCCUCUUCCCUCUUCUCCUUCACCGACUUCAAAGUUCAGACGGAAUGGAUAUAUACUAUUUUGGAUGUGUCAAUAGUCAUGACCAAGUAAGGUACAUACACGAUACUGCUGACGUGCUCUCGUCGUACUGCGUGAAGAAUUCCAAAGACUUCCCUUUCACAUGCAUAAUUGAGCGUCUUACUGACUGUAUAAUCGCCUUGCGAACGUCCUGCGACGCUCAAGGUAUGUUUUUUUUCUCUGCCUCACCUCUGGUGUAA